AUGCCAAUCCAUCAAAAAGAAUUCUCUACCCCACCAGCCCAUCCACCAGUGGGUACACCCAAAGACUCUCCAUCCGCACUGCCCUGGUACUCCAUAGCACCGGGGGUAUGGGAGUUCCUGCUAAACGGCGACGGAGAACACAAAGCUGUGUUGCAGUGGUGGGAACCAAAUACUGUCUCUGCGCAGACAGAUCCAAUAACACAUACCUACACCGAAGAGGUCUGCACACUGCGCGGCGGGCUGGAGGAUCUUUCGCUUGGACACUCGUGGGGUAUUGGUGCUUAUGCAUACCGGGAACCUGGAAUGGAGCAUGGUCCGUAUCGGGCGACGAAGGAGGGGUGUCUGCAGUUUGUUAAGGUCGUGCCGGUGAAGAAGUAG
Messenger RNA from Penicillium verrucosum, 378 nucleotides. RefSeq lists its product as uncharacterized. The record is from RefSeq and is a predicted model, not a curated record. The transcript has a single exon. The coding region runs from base 1 to 378 and encodes 125 amino acids. Lineage: Eukaryota; Fungi; Ascomycota; Eurotiomycetes; Eurotiales; Aspergillaceae.